AUGUAUCUUGGUUUACCAUCUGAAAAUCGCAGACAAGAUUUCUUAAAAAUUCCUGAACACUCUAAAGGAUUAGAACUUGAUAUUUAUUAUCCAGAAUAUGGCUUUGCAAUCGAAGUACAAUAUUUAGUAUUUUUUCAUAGAGGCGAUCCUAAUCAUGUUAUCAAACAGCAACUGGAACGGGAUUCGGAAUCGGAAGCAGAGCUUAUUCUUAAGGAAUUGGUGGCUCUUGUAAGAUCUGAUUCUUGUCUGAGAAUACGAUCCGAACGUCGUGUAGGUUCAACUGGUUCAACUACUAUUUUUUGUUUUUUUGAAGCUUUUCGUGUCUCUUGUUGA
Funneliformis geosporum is the source of this 333-nucleotide messenger RNA. Lineage: Eukaryota; Fungi; Glomeromycota; Glomeromycetes; Glomerales; Glomeraceae. The record is from the annotation of a GenBank genome assembly.